AUGUCUGGGAAGGGAAAAAAGUUACAACCGAGGUUUGUAGGGCCUUAUAAGGUUGUUCAACGCGUGGGGAAUGUAGCAUAUAAGUUGGAAUUGCCACCGAGUUUGUCUCGGAUGCCUAACGUGUUCCACGUGUCUAUGCUUAAGAAGUACCAUCCAGACCUUUCUCAUAUUUUACAACUGGAAAGUAUUGAAAUUGAUGAGACUUUGACCUAUGAGGAGAAACCGGUAAAGCUUCUGGAUAGGAAGGUGAAGAAAUUGAGGAAUAAACGGAUACCGCUGGUAAAAGUUCUUUGGAGGAACCACGGGCAAGAGGAAGCGACCUGGGAAGUCGAAGAAGCAAUUCGAGGAAAGUAUCCAGAUCUAUUCGCCAAUCAAGAAUCAAGUGCUGUUUAUGGCACUGAAAACUAG
This is a messenger RNA of Coffea eugenioides, 408 nucleotides long. RefSeq lists its product as uncharacterized. The transcript has 2 exons. NCBI's taxonomy places the organism in Eukaryota, Viridiplantae, Streptophyta, Magnoliopsida, Gentianales, Rubiaceae. Bases 1 to 408 code for a protein of 135 amino acids. The record is from RefSeq and is a predicted model, not a curated record.